Molecule: messenger RNA, 5298 nt
Organism: Mya arenaria
Lineage: Eukaryota; Metazoa; Mollusca; Bivalvia; Myida; Myidae
Product: leucine-zipper-like transcriptional regulator 1
Exons: 18
Coding region: 48-2402 (784 amino acids)
Cellular component (GO): Golgi apparatus
Molecular function (GO): protein binding
Source: RefSeq, a predicted model, not a curated record
AGUUCGCGAAAAUCUGUCACAGAAUUCUGAAGAAAAUUUUAUUUUUCAUGGCACUGGGUCGAUCUGCGGGAUUCGAACAUGACACCAACUGGCCGGAAAAUACCGAGUGUCUUACUCUUGACUUCGGUCCGUCUGAAACUGUCCAUAAAUGGAAACAGAUGCCGGAAUGUGCGGAAUUCGUCGGGGCAAGGAGAAGCAAGCAUACAGUUGUAGCAUACAAGGAGGCUAUUUAUGUGUUCGGAGGAGAUAACGGUAAAACCAUGUUGAAUGACCUGCUGAGAUUCGAUGUGAAAGACAAAUCAUGGGGAAGAGCUUUCACCACGGGAGCGCCCCCAGCUCCAAGAUACCACCACUCUGCCGUUGUUCACGAGGGAAGCAUGUUUGUGUUUGGAGGCUACACGGGUGAUAUCCACUCCAACUCGAACCUGACCAACAAGAAUGAUCUGUACGAGUACAAGUUUGCCACGGGCCAGUGGGUACAGUGGAGGUUUGAAGGAAGACGUCCUGUUGCACGUGCCGCACAUGGAGCUGCUGUGUACAACUACAAGCUGUGGAUAUUUGCUGGGUAUGAUGGCAACGCCCGACUUAAUGAUAUGUGGACAAUCCCGUUGACGGGCAACAUGGAUGUCAGAAGUUGGGAAGAGGUUCAACAGAAGGGGGACAUCCCACCUACAUGUUGUAACUUCGCACUGGCUGUUGCCCGUGACGCCAUGUUUGUGUUCUCCGGGCAGAGCGGUGCCAAGAUCACCAACAAUCUCUACCAGUUCUCUUUCAAAGAAGACAUUUGGACUCGGAUUUCUACAGAGCACAUUCUGCGAGGGUCUCCUCCACCACCGGAGAAGCGUUACGGACACACUAUGGUGGCAUUUGACCGACACCUUUACGUGUUUGGUGGAGCCACUGGACAAACACUACCUCACGAUCUGCAUUGUUUUGAUUUAGAUUCACAGACCUGGUCUAUCACAGAACCAUCACCCGAGAGCAUGGUUCCAGCUGGUCGUUUAUUCCAUGCUUCGGCUGUGGUGACAGACGCUAUGUACGUGUUUGGUGGAACGGUCGAUAACAACGUCCGCAGCGGUGAGAUGUAUCGAUUCCAGUUCUCAUGCUACCCAAAAUGCACCCUGCACGAUGAUUUCGGGAAACUUCUUGAAAGCAAACAGUUCUGUGACGUCUUCUUCAUUGUUGGAAAGGACAAAGAGAGGAUCCCCGCGCACAUUGCCAUAGUCGCUGCUCGGUCACCUUGGUUACAACAGAAGAUUCGUCAAGCAAUAACACUGCUAGAGCAGCAGGAGGAGGCUGACCAGGAUGUUGAAGGAGGUGUGGGUGAGGGUGGGGUAAGACCCCUUGGGCCAGUCUCUGUAGAGAUAGAGGACGCAGAGCCCCAUGCGUUCCAGCUUGUCCUCGCAUACAUCUAUACAGACCGUAUUCAUCCACAUAGCUCAGAGUCGGGACACAGACUGGAUGGGAAUCAGGUCACGUCUCUUAUGAUGGAUGUGUACAGGCUGGCAUUGAAGCUGCACAUGUUGAGGUUGGAGCAGUUGUGUGUUCAGUAUCUGGAGGCCUGCAUCAGCACCAGUAAUGUCCUCGUAGCUCUGCAGAAUGCCGCCAGGCUCCAGCUAGACUUCCUCAAGGAAUUUUGCCUGAAGUUUAUAGUGAAAGAAAACAACUACAGCGUGAUCAUCAUGACGCGAGAGUUUGAGAGCCUGGAGCAGACGCUUAUGGUGGAGAUUAUACGUCGUAAGGCCCAGCAGCCCCAUGUACGACCCCUCCAGGACCACCAUUAUGACACCUCUGUCACUAACUCCCUGGAGAAGGAUAUGGAGAAUUUCUUAAAGCAAUCGGGUCGGGAAUACUGCGACAUCACACUCGUCCUGGACGGGACGCCCAUCCAUGCCCACAAGGCAAUCCUUUCUGCACGAUGUACUUACUUUGAGUCGAUGUUCCGGUCCUUCAUGCCGCCAACAAAUACCGUCACAAUAGCAAUAGGCGAAAUGGUGCCGUCACGGCAGGCCUUUGACAGUCUAUUACGCUACAUAUACUACGGAGACAUCACCAUGCCCCCUGAGGACUCGCUGUAUCUGUUUCCUGCUCCGUUUUUCUAUGGGUUCACUAACAACAGACUUCAGGCUUACUGUAAGCAUAAUCUGGAGAUGAACGUCACGUGUCAGAAUGUUGUACAGAUUCUCGAGGCUGCAGACCGGAUACAGGCUACUGACAUGAAGAAACACGCCCUCAGAAUAAUCGUUCACCACUUUCCUAAGGUUGCGAAGCUACCUCAAGUGAGAAGACUAAGUCGCGAGCUGCUAUUGGACAUUAUAGAUGCUGUCGCUGAAGAUAUGCCCGAAACACGUCUUGCGCAGGACAUGUCGGCGUGCUUUCUCACGGAUUCCAGCUACUCCUGACUAACUUCCGGGGAUGACAGUAUUUAAAGUUGGACAGGGUCAACUAUUAAAACAGAGGAUUGGCCUUAAACCAAUCAGGACACUUUGGCCAUCUCCACAAUACGAGGAGCAUCUGAUGUCUGCCGUCAUAUUACAAAAAGUAGUUCCAAAAAUUAAUAAUGAUUUCAUGAAUUGAUUGUAGUGUUUUAACGUGUGUAUUUUUUCAAGUCUCAAUUGACUCCCAGUGAAGUGUACUAUUGCAUAAAUCAUUAAGAGUAAAUUCCUUAGGCUUAACUGCAAUAUUGAAAUUUCUAAGGGAUCUACUUGCAGGGUAGUUAAAUGUCAAGAGUUCUGACAUUGUAAACUGUCCAUAAACAUCCAAGGAUGUUUUCAAAGGAAAAUGGCCGAGGUUCCCAAACUGCCAUUAAAAUUGUCUGUGUCAUGAAUGUCAUCUCAUUUCUGUCUUUAAGUGGGACAGUCUGUUUCAGUUAGCUAACAGCUGAUCUGAACAAUGCCAAUAAAACAAUAUGAGUUCAAUAUUCAUUCAGAUUUGACUUUGUUGGUUUUUCAGCAAUAAAGCUUACAGGGACUAGACACAAAAAAAAUAAUUGUCAAAAACAUAAUUGUCAAAAACUUUAAUAGAUUGAUAUCGUUAUGUCAUUGCAUUGAAUCUUACUUACUGAUGUAUCACAUUGCUUACAACAUGUAUCUAUGGCAGUUUUGGGGUAUUUUUCCAACAAAAUUUACUGGGGUUGUCCACCACAUAAUUCCUAGUAAAUUUAAAACUAGUAUUGGUAUAUGUAUCUUGUACUAAUGACGUGACCUUCACAUGUAUGCUAAAUAUACGAACUAUAAACUGUGCUAUUUUUAGACGGGUAAACUCAGCUGUGACAGCAACAAAAUAUUCUUUUAAUCAGGUAAAUUAUUGUAUUAUCAGCCUCAUACAAGCUCGUAUUGAUAAUUCUAGGCUUGUUUUAAUACUGUAAAUGCUGAUUUGUGGACAAUCUGGUGUCUGGUCCCUUUAAUUCUUAACAUAAGGGAACCUGUACCCAUGUUCAUAUGUAUGGCUAUCCAUCAUUUGUUCAGCCUUAUGAUUAAGCAAAUCUAAAUCCUGGUUUUCUUUGCAUUGCUCUGUGUAAACAUUUGAAUGCAUAUCAUGUGGUUUUCAUAUGUUUAAUUACAGCAGUGUGGCUAACAUAUAGUUACAGCAGUGUGGCUUUCAUAUGUUCAGUUACAGCAGUGUAGCUUUCAUAUGUUCAGUUACAGCAGUGUAGCUUUCAUAUGUUUAAUUACAGCAGUGUGGCUUUCAUAUGUUCAGUUACAGCAGUGUGGCUUUCAUAUGUUCAGUUACAGCAGUGUGGCUUUCAUAUGUUCAGUUACAGCAGUGUGGCUUUCAUAUGUUCAGUUACAGCAGUGUGGCUUUCAUAUGUUCAGUUACAGCAGUGUGUCUUUCAUAUGUUCAGUUACUGAAUAGUGGCUUUCAUAUGUUUAGUUACAGCAGUGUGGCUUUCAUAUGUUCAGUUACAGCAGUGUGGCUUUCAUAUGUUCAGUUACAGCAGUGUGGCUUUCAUAUGUCCAGUUACAGCAGUGUGGCUUUCAUAUGUUUAGUCACAACAGGUUUCUCUUACUUAGUGAAAAAGCAGGCUCUUUUACCUGGUAAAAGAGUAGUGCUGUCUAUCAUGGUGAAAGAGCAGGGUUCUCUUACUUGGUGAAAGAGCAGGUUCUCUUGCUUGGUGAAAGAGCAGGUUCUCUUACUGGGUGAAAGAGCAGGUUCUCUUAUUUGGUGAAAGAGCAGGUUCUCUUACUUGGUGAAAGAGCAGGUUCUCUUGCUUGGUGGAAAAGCAGGUUCUCUUACUUGGUGAAAGAGCAGGUUCUCUUGCUUGGUGAAAGAACAGGUUCUCUUGCUGGGUGAAAGAGUAGGUUCUCUUGCUGGGUGAAAGGGCAGGUUCUCUUGCUGGGUGAAAGAGCAGGUUCUCUUACUGGAUGAAAGAGCAGGUUCCCUUACUGGGUGAAAGAGCAGGUUCUCUUAUUUGGUGAAAAAGCAGGGUCCUCUUUCUGGGUGAAAGAGCAUGCUCUCUUACUUGGUGAAAGAGCAGGGCUCUCUUACUUGGUGAAAGAGCAGAGCUCUCUUUAUUUAGAAAAAGAGCAGGGUUGUCUUACUUGGUGUCAAAAAAAAGCAGGGUUCUCUUACUUGGUGAGAGAGCAGGGCUUUCUUUAUUAAGAAAAAGAGCAGGGCUGUCUUACUUGGUAAACGAGCAGGGCUCUCUUUAUUUGGAAAAGAGGAGGGCCAUCUUACUUGGUGAAAGAGAAGGACUGUCUUCAUUGGUGAAUGAAUGAGCACUCUUACUUGGCUAAUGAGCUGAUCUCUCUUACUUAGCAAGAUUGCAGGGCUGUUUUACUCGGUGUAAGAGCAGGGAUCUCUUACUCGGCAAAUAAGCAGUGCUCUCUUACUUGGUGAAGAACAGAGUUCUUUUACUUGUAUAAUGUAUCAUUCAUUUGUAAAUUUCACAAGUUUUGUCAUAAUACAAUCAUGUUUGUUUUUGUUGUAUUCUUUUUUGAUGAAGGUUACAUUCUAGUGCUGGUCAUUAGUUAGCUUAUAUUGUUCUAAAGCAAAUCUAUUGUAAAUUGUGUAAUUCGUCUUGAUAAUCCUAUGGACCAUAGGUUUAUAGGUCUGUGAUAAUCCUUUGGAAAUUGUACCAAUUUGAAACUACCACUACAUUUCCAGGUAGUUGAAAAUAAUGUUAUAGAAAUUAUUUAUAAGCUGUUAGAGGAAAUACUUAAACAAUAUCAAGAUUGAAAUUGUAUGCAUUCAGUCAAAGCGAUUUUUAUGAUGUGCCAAAUAUUUGCGGUUAAUCGUUUUGUAAAUAAAAUGUUAUAUUAUGUAUUUUGCGAUGAAAUUCUAGCAAAAUAAAAUGUA